CGAUAAGAGCGUUAGACGUGAACCGGUUACCGAUGGUGGCGUUGGGGGAUGAAGCGGAGGAAGGAGCGGCGCAGUCAUCUCCGAACAGCGCGGUGUCAUCCUUCCCGAUGGAUUUCGGGAUUACUAACGGAGGCAGGAGAAACAUGGAAACUGAAACCGAAAGGGGUAGCUCCAGAGCAAGCGAUGACGAUGAGAACGGUUCAACCCGGAAGAAACUCCGGCUCACUAAAGAACAAUCGGCUUUUCUCGAGGAAAGUUUCAAAGAACACAACACCCUGAAUCCCAAACAAAAGCUUGCUUUGGCCAAACAAUUAAAUCUUCGUCCUCGACAAGUGGAAGUUUGGUUUCAGAAUAGAAGAGCAAGGACAAAAUUGAAGCAGACGGAGGUAGAUUGUGAGCAUUUAAAGAGAUGGUGCGAAACACUGACAGAAGAAAAUAGAAGGUUACAAAAAGAACUGCAAGAGUUAAGAGCUUUAAAAACUUCCCAACCAUUUUACAUGCACGUACCUGCCACCACCCUCACUAUGUGUCCGUCAUGUGAGCGUGUCGCCACCAAUUCCACCGCCGCCGCCGCCGUCUCUGGCAGAAAUACGGAUGCCAAAACUGUAGGAAUCCCGUUUUCGCCACUGGGAACUCAUGUGACCCAGAGCCAGUCCCAAGCCGACCAGGCUGCUUCGUGAAAUCAUUGGACGAGACCAGUCAAAAUAUGCUGUCACCUUUUUUUUUUCUUUAGCCCAUUUUGUACAUAUUUUUGGGUUGAAGGAUUUUUUUUUUUGAUUUCCUUAUUUGAACUUUUAUUUUAAUAUUUGUCUAUGUUCUCUUGCAGUUUUAUUAGGGAUAAAGAUGUUUAAAGAAAACGAUAUUUGAGUUUAUCGAUAGAUUUUGUUUAGAG
Molecule: messenger RNA, 892 nt
Organism: Hibiscus syriacus
Lineage: Eukaryota; Viridiplantae; Streptophyta; Magnoliopsida; Malvales; Malvaceae
Product: homeobox-leucine zipper protein HOX11-like
Exons: 3
Coding region: 33-680 (215 amino acids)
Biological process (GO): regulation of DNA-templated transcription
Molecular function (GO): sequence-specific DNA binding; DNA-binding transcription factor activity, RNA polymerase II-specific
Source: RefSeq, a predicted model, not a curated record